Lodderomyces parapsilosis is the source of this 1260-nucleotide messenger RNA. RefSeq lists its product as uncharacterized. The record is from RefSeq and is a predicted model, not a curated record. Gene Ontology annotation, cellular component: intracellular anatomical structure. Gene Ontology annotation, biological process: nitric oxide catabolic process; cellular response to nitrosative stress. Gene Ontology annotation, molecular function: heme binding; nitric oxide dioxygenase [NAD(P)H] activity; FAD binding. The coding region runs from base 1 to 1260 and encodes 419 amino acids. NCBI's taxonomy places the organism in Eukaryota, Fungi, Ascomycota, Pichiomycetes, Serinales, Debaryomycetaceae. The transcript has a single exon.
AUGGCGCCUUCAGUAAUUUCAAGAAAUUUAGCUUCAGACUCUAGGUCAGCUACAUCGACCCCUUAUAUAUAUCACAAGUCCAAACUAGGUCUGGUUUCAAACACCCCCAAUUCAAAUUCAACUUCAGCUUCUGUUUCCGGUAUAGAUACCAAAAGCCUCGCUAGUGACACUACCUCAUUGUAUACUGUUCCAUCAAAGACAACCGUUGCAACCACACAAGUAUCAGGAAAGGAGCAAGAUCCUACAUUUAAUCUACCACUUGAUUUAAGUGAUAAUUUAGCACAUAAUUUACAAACAGCUUAUCAAUUAACUCAACAAGAAACAAACAUGUCAUUGGAACAAUACGAUUUGGAAACUCCUGAUCGAUAUCGCAUCAAGCUACAAUUUACCAAACGUGAGAUUGAAAUGUUGAGAUAUACAUGGAAUAAAAUGUUGUUGGAAGAAAACAAAUCGUCAAAAAAUAUGCCAGGUGGAUUUGAUGGCGAUGAUGAAGGAUUGAAAAGGGAAUCUACAAGGGGUCUGACAACAAGUCCACGACAAACAACAACAUCACUGAUGGCAUCAUCAUUAUUCUGUCGUCAGUUGUAUGCCAAUUUAUUAACCAUUGCACCCGAAUUAGAACUUCUAUGGCCAUCAUUAAGACAUCAAGCAGUUAGUUUUGCGCAAGUUAUGAAAAUGACAAUUGCCAACUUGGAAGAUUUAUCGGUAUUGGAUUCAUUUUUUGAAAAAUUGGGUAAAAGUCAUGCAAGAAUCUUUGGCAUUGAGCCACCGGCUUACGAAAUUAUGGGUGAGGCAUUAAUACAAACUUUUAAUGAACGAUUUGGGUCUAGGUUUACUAUUGAGUUGGAAGUAUUGUGGAUCAAAUUGUUUCUAUACAUGGCUAAUUCGAUUUUACAAUUUGGGUUGGAUCCUGUACUUCGAUUACACAAGACUGACAGUAGACAGUCGUUAUCAAUAGUCAAAACUCAAUCAGGCGAUAUAUUAGCAGCCGAUGCGGAUAUAAAUUCAGUAUUUGACGAAAAGAAAUCGGUUCUGACUAAUGGCACAUCAGUGUUGGAUGAUUUGGCCCAACCACCUAGAAUAGAAUCUAAAUCAAAAGGUCGCUUUACUAGUCAUCGUGGAAGUAUUAGCUAUAAUGGUGUUGAUUUGGGACCAAUCUUGGAAAAGAAGAAGCUGAAACAAGUAGAUGCACAAUCGACAACAAAAAAAGUUGGUAGAUUGGGAAGAUUGAAGAAGAAAGGUGACUGUGUGAUUAUGUAA